AUGGGAUCGACUAACCUAGAUUUAGAGCAGACGGUCCUCGCUGACUCUUCGGUGUCUUCUGAGGAGAAAAAUGAUAGCUCAUCUCAUCCACCAAAUGCUCCAGAGAAUGAGUCUGAGUUGACUUUCGAUACGGGGCUACACACAUGGCUUCAAGCGCUAGGCUCAUUCUUCCUCUUUUUCAAUUCAUGGGGCGUUAUCAAUACAUGGGGUGCAUAUCAGACCUAUUAUGAGCGAGAGUUGCUCGUUGGUACUUCAUCAUCAACCAUUGCUUGGAUAGGAUCACUUCAGUCUUUCCUGUUGAUGAUGAUCGGAGUCAUCACUGGCCCAAUGUUUGAUGCGGGCUAUUUUCGACCCCUGGUCAUCUUCGCCGCAUUUCUACUGCCCUUUGGCUUGAUGAUGACUAGUCUUGCCACUAAAUACUGGCAUUUGAUUCUUUCUCAGGGUAUUUGCGUCGGACUGGCAGCAGGCUGCCUCUUUGUGCCCUCCGUUGCUAUCCUCCCACAGUAUUUCCAACGCAAGAGAGGCCUAGCCAACGGUCUAGCUGCCAGUGGUAGCAGUAUUGGGGGUGUGGUCUACCCAAUCAUGCUCGAUCAGCUGCAGAAAAAGGUCGGCUUGGCUUGGGCUACUCGUGCACUUGGCUUCGUAUGCUUCAGCACUAUUUGUAUCUCCGUUAGCAUCAUGCGGUCGCGCUUCAAGCCGAAGGAGAAGCGCAAGCUCUACCAGUUAUCUGCUCUGAAGGAGCCCGCCUUUACCAUAUUCGCCAUUGCCAUGUUCAUAGGCUUCUUGGGCUUCUAUAACUUCCUUUUCUACGUGCAGUCAUAUGCAAUUGACACAGGUAUAGUAGACUCCAACUUAGGGUUCUACCUGCUCUCGAUGCUAAACGCCGCCUCGAGCUUCGGUCGUAUCGCUCCUAACUUCCUUGCCGACCAUGUUGGACCUUUGAACAUGCUCACCCCCGCGGUGACCAUCACUGCAAUCCUGGCGUUUGUCUGGAUCAGUGUCCACACCUUGCCUGGCAUCAUCAUCCUGACCGUCUUCUAUGGCUUCUUCUCGGGUGGCUUUGUGUCCCUCCCGCCGGUGGUCAUGGCGAGUAUGACCUCAGAUGUGCGCACUUUGGGCACCCGGAUGGGUAUGGUCUUUGCCAUCACAUCUAUUGGCCUGCUGAUUGGAACGCCAAUCGGUGGUGCCAUCCUGUCUAAGACACACCAGUACGUCGGAGUGCAACUCUUCACCGCAUGCUGUCUCAUUACUUCUGCGGCUCUCAUGACCUGUGUGAGAAUUUUGCGCUCGGGUCUCAAAUUCCGUGUCAAGACUUGA
This is a messenger RNA of Penicillium paradoxum, 1317 nucleotides long. Its product is annotated as MCT family MFS transporter. Gene Ontology annotation, biological process: transmembrane transport. Gene Ontology annotation, molecular function: transmembrane transporter activity. The coding region runs from base 1 to 1317 and encodes 438 amino acids. Gene Ontology annotation, cellular component: fungal-type vacuole membrane. The transcript is spliced from 2 exons. The record is from RefSeq and is a predicted model, not a curated record. NCBI's taxonomy places the organism in Eukaryota, Fungi, Ascomycota, Eurotiomycetes, Eurotiales, Aspergillaceae.